Molecule: messenger RNA, 2268 nt
Organism: Lachnellula hyalina
Lineage: Eukaryota; Fungi; Ascomycota; Leotiomycetes; Helotiales; Lachnaceae
Exons: 2
Coding region: 1-2268 (755 amino acids)
Source: RefSeq, a predicted model, not a curated record
AUGGCAACGCAAAGCCAAAUGGACGAGAAGAUUCGGCCUGCAGCGCCAACAUAUUCUGUUGAGCAUUCGGCAACUCCUGCACAACUCGCAGAGAAGGCAAACAGUCAGAAGUAUCUCUCCCACGAGAUGGCCACACCUGCACAGCUUGAUGAGAAGCGUCGAGGUAACACCGCUUAUCCGCCGCCUCCCCCUCUUGCAAGCGCUGCAACGCCUGCGCAGCUAUCUGAGAAAGCCCAAUAUGCCCCCGAACGUCGAGGAAGACCACCCCCACUACCGCCUCGAAUGGGCUCGAUACCUGCUUCUGCUCCUCCUGCAUACAGUGCAGCCGACGAUGCAAAGAGAACCGAAAUGAUCUCUGAGCAAUGGCAUUCCAAUGAUCCAAGAUCCUCCUCAACACACUCCCUGGUGCCCUCCGAGUCCGGUCGGGAUGGUCGACGGACUUUGCUCCUCGUAUACAUCCAUGGGUUUAUGGGCAACGAAACUAGUUUUCAAAGCUUCCCAGCACACGUUCACAAUCUGCUCUCCAUCACACUUGAAGAGACUCACGUUGUACAUACCAAAAUAUACCCAAGAUACAAGUCGAGGAAGGCGAUUGAAUUUGCUAGAGAUGACUUCAGUACUUGGUUGGAGCCAAAUGAGAAUCAUUACACAGAUGUCGUCUUGCUUGGUCACAGUAUGGGAGGAAUUCUCUCUGCAGAAGUGGCGCUCCAAGAACCACAAUCUGUUGCUACAGGGAAGCCCUUUCGGCACAGGAUACUGGGUACAAUCAACUUUGAUACGCCCUUCUUGGGAAUGCAUCCUGGGGUCAUAGUCAGUGGCAUUGGAAGUUUGUUCCGUCCCGCAGACCCUCCUCCCGGGCAACGGCCUAGUCAGUCAUCAACCAGUGGAGCUACUUCGCCUACUGCAUCUGGAUCAUCUCCUAGCUAUACUCCCUCAGUAAUUGACUCUGAUUCCACCUCUCAGAUUAGUCUAGUUCAAACCAUCACAUCGCCCUUGGCUACCCCACCACCAAAUGAUCCUUUCUUCAAUCCUCCAUUCCCAAAUGAUGUUCGAUUACCAGAACGGAAGGGAUGGUCCAACCUGCUUCAUUUUGUUAACAAACACUCCGAUGGCCUCACUUCGGCAACGAAAUCAUAUUUCAUGUCACAUUUGGAAUUCGGCGGUGCCAUGGCAGAUUAUCCAGGCUUGAAGAAUCGUUAUGAUAGGCUUCGUGCAUUGGAAGAUGUUGAUGAUCUAGCGAGGCGAGGCGGGUCUGGCUAUCAGCCUCCAGUAAGGCGGAUUCGAUUUACAAAUUAUUACACAGCUAGUACUGGUAGGCCCAAGGAGCCGAAGAUUCCACCUGGGCAGAUGAUAGGUGAAGACGGGAAUAUGAAACCUAUCGAAUCUGAGAUGCAGGACAUCAGCCUAGGCGCUGCUAGCACUUCAACCAUCUCUGUGGACAAACACGGGGAUGGUACUGUCACACCGAAACAGCUAGACACAAAAGAAACAUCCUCAGUGGAGGCACAAAUGGAAAAUCUUGGUAAAAGUUCCGGUGUCCAGGAUGACUUUCAAGAACCUCCAGAGAUGAUGCAUAUUGAUUCCAUGCCCAUGGAGGACGAUGAGUUCCCCGAGCCACUGACUACCACGGAAACGGGGGCAUCAGAAACACCAGCUCAAGAAAUCAAGCCCAGUGUAACCGAACCAUCGCUUCCCCCAAUUCCACCGGCACCUACAGAGCCAGAGGCGAUUGAUCUCAGCCUAUAUACUGACAAAGACUCCCGGAAGAUCGCCGAGAAGGAACAAAAGCGCAUCAUGAAAGUCUACCAACAAGCUGUGAAAGAUCGAGAAAGCGCCAUCAAGGACAGAAAGAAGUUGGUUGAGAAGCGAGAGAAGAAAGCCCGACAGGACCGAGAGAAGGAACUGAAGGCGGAAGAUAAACAGCGAUUGAAGGAAGAGAAAGAAGAAGAGAAGCGUCGGGCUACGAUUAAUCCUGCGCCGCCGAAGGAAAAGGAAAGACAAGCCUCUGUGACCUCCUCGAUCGUCAGAGAUGACAAGCCCAAACGAGACAAGAAAUUCUGCAUGCUGCCUCCAGAGUAUGGUGGCAAGAGAGACAAGUGCUGGAUCCGAGUGUACAUGGAAGGCGUUGAUGAAGUCGGAGCGCAUUGCGGCCUAUUUUUUCCCGGCCCACAAUAUGAGAGUUUAGUCGGGGAUGUGGGUGCGAGGAUUGGGAAAUGGGUCGAGGAAGAUGCUACAAGGCGAGCUGUACUUGCUGCUGAGAGAGGUUAA